Molecule: messenger RNA, 825 nt
Organism: Cladophialophora immunda
Lineage: Eukaryota; Fungi; Ascomycota; Eurotiomycetes; Chaetothyriales; Herpotrichiellaceae
Exons: 1
Coding region: 228-536 (102 amino acids)
Source: RefSeq, a predicted model, not a curated record
AACGGUAUACCAAAGACAUGGCAAUAGGUACAUACUCGGUACAUGCUGAGACGCCGGCGCCGGCGCUGACACCCACGAUCAAGAUAUGCCGCGCUCACGGCUCACUCGUUCUCCUUCUCCGAUGUCCAAAUGAUCGCUGUUCUCCUAGCGAGUAGAAAGGGGUAGCCCUGGAAAGCAGGACGCCCUCAACGAGGCCAUCAGCACCAAAAGACUUUGCGGUUCAACAUAUGGCCGUCGACAUUGUCCCUGCUUGGAAAUUGCGCGGCAUUCGGCCAGAGGGGGGGUUGAAGAAUUGUGGGAGGAGCAGCUCUUCGUCACCUGAUAUAUCACCUUAUGGACAAACAAACGGCUUCGAAGAGGCGGCAUGCGCGAGGACCACAGUCCUCCUAUAUUGGAUUCUGUUGCGCGAAUGGAGAUCUCAAGCGAGGUUGGGGACCGACGGCCCCUUUGAAAGGAGGCCCGCACAACUGCAACAGGAAAAUGUGAAGUCCUCGAUUUUUCACGCCAUACCAGAUUCCUUCUACGAAUACGUGUAAACCCCAUCCUGCGCUCUCCCCCUGGCUUGAGCAUCGUCCAAAGAUCUACCGAGAAGAGAGGGAGCAUCGACGAGAAGCACAAGAUGCGAGUGUCUAGGCACACUCCUCAUGUGGUCCUGCAUGACAAAAGCCCCUAGGGAGGGGGAGGGGCCCCAAAUGAUGGAAGCGUUGAAUCUUUCAGAAAGCCAUGGGCGGCGACUGGCCUGUCAGCGACCGCAAGAGACACACAGACACACCAUGGGUUUUGUUUUUUUGUGAUAUGUUCGUCACUUCGGUUCCUCGAGGCGAG